CUUUCUCUUUUUGUCAACGAAUGCUCUCGCUUCUCGCAUUUUUGUGAUUUUUAGUGCAAAUCAAGUUUUGAAAAGUUCAUGCAAAUAAGAAAUUCAGCGUUAGUCUCAAGCCAUAUGCGUAUCAAAUGUUUUCGUUCAGUCUGGUUACGAUGGACCCCUAUUCGUUAACCGUUAUUGUCCUGAUAUGCGGAGCGACAUCACAAGCGCUGGUUGCCUUCCGACUGCGAUGACCAUAAGCGACAUCGGGAACAAUGAUCGCCAACCUGCCGCUUCUAUUCGCCAGUGGCGCCCCGUCGGCGCUUUCAAAGAUCACCGCCAGCGAGUUGGAGAAGUUCAUAACUUUCAUGGUGACAUGUUCCUGGGGUCACGACACGGCCAAGGAAAUACGGCAACCGCCUUGGUGGCCAAAGGACGUCAAGUUUUCCCACCCCUUCGUACGGCCGCCGUACCAGGUACCCAGAGACUGGGAGGCGAGAUUGAAGAAUGUAGUGAAAAGAUGCUACGACUACCACAAGAGCGCGUUCCUGCUGGUAUUUUCAGCUCAGCUGGCACGCUACCCUCGCAAGAGACUCAGGUAUGUCGACAACCGUGAUCAAACAACAUCUCUCUAUUACAGGCCCAGCGGUCGACUUCUUGUAACAUUUAGAAAUGAAAACCUGUACUACGAUAAGCCUACACCUGUAGAAGUAGAGAAACCACAGAUCAAAUCUACUGACAUAUACUUAUGUGACAAUUGUGACAGUCAUUUUGAUAACUUGGAGAUUCUAAAAGCUCAUGAGAGGCUUUGUAACAGUGAGCCUACUCCUGCACUGGCACCUGAACCAUCUGAUAAAACUAACAGCGGACAGUCAGAAACUCCAACAAGGGUACCCAACAGUGGUUUGCCUGAGUUUCUCUCAGCAUUGAAGUUACAACCAAUUGGUGAAAAAAAUGAUCUUACAACCAGCGUUACUGAGGAUGAUACUCGGCCAAGGAAUUCUAGAACUGCGGCUAACAUUGACAGAGGACCUCCAUAUCCAUUCUCUUCUCUUGCAUACAUGAAAAAUAUCAAACAAAAUGUUCAAAGGGACAUGAGUUAUUCAAGGGAAAGAGUGGAAAGGUACUGCUGCACUUCAAUUCCCAUUAGUAAAAAUUUAGGUAGUAAAAGCAAAAAUCAACAGUUUCCUGUCAGAUACAGAAGGCCUAUAGAUUACUGGCAUAGACGUCAUGUGUUCCCAAAUCAACGGAAAAAGAAAAUACUCGAUAUAAAAGCUCAGCUGCUUUUACUGAAGUGCAAACCAAUUUCAAUAACUAUUGAAAGGAUGUCUGAGACUAAAAUUAAAGAAUAUUUAGACUUUUUGAGGCAGGAAGCAGAGUCAAGGUAUUCUCAGGACAAAGACAUAAUUUUUGUGGAUGGAAUGGACUGUGAUCAACCAGCAGAGGUUGAGAAGAGUGCUGAUCCUUUGAAGAGGCCAGAAGUUGACUGUGAAGUGAUUGAUCUGUGUUCAGAUGAUGAGAGUUCAGUGGUUAAUGAGAAUUGUGAUCCUCAAGCUAGUGUGACAGGGAUUACAUCUAUGACUGGGGUUGCAGGGGUAGCAUGUGUGAUGCGUGGUGGUGCAGUGUUACGUAGAACGGCCGCUACUCCUUUGGCACAGCCAUCUCAGCCAUGCGGGGCACGCCAAAGACCGCUCUCCACUGCCGUUUUACAGCCACAUCCAGUGAUCCUAAUCACACAUUCACUGAACAGUUUACAGACAAUUUCUCUAGAUUGAGUUCAUGUAUUUUAAUAUUAGUGAGUUAUGAAUUAUUUAUUAUUCCUUCAUGAAUAAAAAAUUAAUGUUCCA
Amyelois transitella is the source of this 1823-nucleotide messenger RNA. RefSeq lists its product as uncharacterized. Bases 252 to 1751 code for a protein of 499 amino acids. NCBI's taxonomy places the organism in Eukaryota, Metazoa, Arthropoda, Insecta, Lepidoptera, Pyralidae. The record is from RefSeq and is a predicted model, not a curated record. The transcript has a single exon.